Molecule: messenger RNA, 7349 nt
Organism: Rhodofomes roseus
Lineage: Eukaryota; Fungi; Basidiomycota; Agaricomycetes; Polyporales; Fomitopsidaceae
Product: ketoacyl-synt-domain-containing protein
Exons: 18
Coding region: 181-7263 (2360 amino acids)
Biological process (GO): fatty acid biosynthetic process
Molecular function (GO): fatty acid synthase activity
Source: RefSeq, a predicted model, not a curated record
CCCGAAGCAAACUUCCGGGACCCGCGGUCAGUUGUCGAAGGACCUGACGGCAAUAUCAUCAAGAUCAUGAUUCGUUUCGAAUUCCUCAACCUAACUGGACAUAGCGGGAAACGUGUCGACUCCGCGAUAUAAGACUCCUUCAACGGGACUCACACCUUCAGUCCCGAAUUGGUACCCGCCAUGUCUCCGGAUGCCCCCUUUCCUAUAGCCCUCUGUGGCAUUGCAGCAGAACUACCAAGCGGUAGCUGGAGCUCCACCAAUCUAGACCACAAGUCGUUCUUCGAGUUCCUCUUGUCCGGUGGGGAAGCCUACGAGAAAGUCCCCAUCGAACGUUUCAACAUUCACACCAUCAAGGGAUCCGGCACCGGCCAAGUCGUCACAGACACCGGCGCCUUUCUCAAGGACAUCGGUCUCUUCGACCAUGUUGAGUUCGGUAUCACGAGCAAGGAUGCACGCUUGAUGCCUCUAGGCACGCGCAAGCUGAUCGAGACGACUUUCCUCGCGCUCUUGGACUCCGGCGUCGAUUACAGAGGCCGUAAUGUCGGUUGUUACAUGUCGGGAGUCGACCAAGAUUUGUUUUCGGUGUCGGGUCAUGAUGAUGCUGAAGUCCGAGGAUCGUUCGCCUGGGGUCCUGCCAUGGUAGCGAACCGCGUCUCGUACCAUCUCGACCUUCGCGGGCCGUCCCUUGCACUCGAUACCGCGUGCAGUUCGACUUUGUACACGACGCACCUUGCGGUGCAGGCCUUGCGUAACGGCGAGUGCGACGCAGCCGUCGUCGGAGGUGCCCAGAUCAAUCAUAGGUUCUCCGAGUGGGUGCUCUACUCUCAAGGUGGUGUUCUGUCGCCCGACGGCAAGUGCAAGCCCUUUGAUGCGUCCGCGAACGGCUUCGGCCGUGGAGAGGGUGUAGUCUCAAUCGUGCUGAAACCCCUCGACGCUGCGCUGCGUGACAACGACAAGAUCUAUGCCACGAUUCUCGGCACAGGAGUCAAUUCAUCGGGUUCCCUUGCGCCUGUGAACGCGCCAGUGGCGGCCGCUCAACAAGAUGCUAUGGUCCGUGCCUUCCAAAUGGCGAAUCGUUUGCCUAAGGAAGUCGACUUCAUUGAACUGCACGCGACGGGCACUGCCAUGGGCGACCCGACUGAGGCGAACUGGGUAGGCGCCCAAUUCAAACGCGAUGACGAGCUCGUGAUCGGAUCCGUCAAGGGCAACGUUGGACACCUUGAGAUCACGGCAUUCCUCGCUUCGCUGAGCAAAGUGUGCUCUGUUCUCGAGACGCGCCAAAUCCCGCCCACUGUCAACUUCAAGAAUCCUAACCAGAAGAUCCGCUGGCAAGAGUAUGGAUUCCGCGCCCCUGUCGAGACGGAGCCUCUCAAAGCCAGGGCGCCGUCUGGGAGGCCCCUGAUUGCCAUGACGAGCUCGGGAAUUGGCGGUGCGAAUGGUCAUGUUGUCGUAGAAGGUGCUCCGGCACGUGCAGAGAUCGCCUCGUCCUUCUGGUGCGGUCAGGCACCUGCGCUCUUUGUCGCUGCGGGCCUUUCCCCUCGUUCUGCUGCCGCUCUGGGGGACUAUCUGAAGGAGCUCGCCGACGAUGCAAACCACCAAGCUAUCUCGCGUGCAUUGGGACGUCGCGCUCGUUCCAUGACUUGGCGUUCGUUUGCUGUCGCUACCAAUGGACAGGUCUCGCGGUUCAGCGAGCCGCUCCUUGUUCCGAAGUCCACUGCUUCGAUUGUGUUCGUGUUCUCUGGGCAAGGCCCUCAGCACUGGAACAUGGGCCGCGACUUGUACGAGACCUCCGCGAUCUUCCGCAACACCGUGAACGAGCUUGACCAGGUGUAUGUUUCGGCAACUGGUCAGAGCCUCAUCAACGACGUCGGCCUCUUCGCAAAGACCUCUAUCAGCAGCGAUACGCUCGGCGCCAUCUGGCCCAUCGCUAUCACCCUUCCAUCGCUGACAGUCCUCCAGUUGGCCUUGAUCGACACAUUCGCUGCUCUCGGUAUCCGGCCUGACGCUACUCUCGGUCACUCCGCCGGCGAGGUUGCUCUUCUGUACGCCAGCGGUGCGGGCCCCAAGGCUCUCGCUCUCGAGCUCGCCAUUGCACGCGGCAAGGCGAUGUCUCUCUUGGAGCAAGAGGACGGCACGAUGGCCGCCCUUGCUUGCUCCCCGGAUCAGGCGGAGCCUAUCAUCGCAGAAGUUCUCGCAGAGCUUGGUCCCGGCGUACUCGAGAUUGGAUGCUUCAACUCGCCCGACGCAGUCACGCUGUCCGGCGCUACCGGUCAUAUCGACAAGGCUGUCGAGAAAGCCAAGAAGGCCGGGUUCUUCGCCACGAGACUUCGGACGCGCAUCCCGGUCCACUCGGGCAUGAUGGACCUCUGUGCGGAAGACUACAAGCGCCGUGUGGGGGAGAUCUUCCCGAAGUACGAAGUGACGAAGCCGACCGUCGAGACCUAUUCCACACUCAACGGCGAGCAUUGGGUCGAUGCGUUCAGUGCGGACUACUUCUGGGAUAACACGCGCGGGCCAGUCCAGUUCACGGGCGCAAUGCAGUCGCUGCUCAAGAAGCACGCGAACGCAACCUUCAUCGAGCUCGGGCCACACCCAGUUCUUGUCAGCUACAUCUCCGCGAUGGCGGGCCCGAGUGCACUUGUUACAUGCCCUGUGCGCCGACCGAAGUCUUCGGAGACGCCGGCGGGUGUCGAGGUGCAGACCUUCAUGGAGUCGCUGGGGAAGCUCGUGGUUGCAGGGCACAGCAUCGACUUCGACGCCCUGUGCGGCACCGUUAACCUUCCUGACAGGGCCAUCCCUACAUUCCCAUUCGCUCGCAAAGAAGUACCGUAUUACGCCUCGACAUUUGAGGUGGCGCGACAGCAUCAGAGGAGGAACGGUCCUUUGAACUACCCUCAACUGCGCGUGAACACGAAGACGCAUCCCGAGCUCGCGGAACACGUCAUCAAGGACGAGCCCAUCAUGCCGGCUGCGGGCUACCUGGAGAUGGCGCUCGAGUUCGGUGCGAAGAAGCUAUGGGACGUGGAGUUCAUGUCGAUCCUCUCGCUGUCGUCUGAGAAGCCUACGCCAGUGGACGUUCGACUCGACGGAACUCGCUGGAGCGUGCACAGUGCAACAGCGACCGAGUUCACGAAGACUUGGCCCCCGAAUUACAAUCGUAUCCAUGCAAAGGGUUCUCUCGCGAAGAUCGACGAUGACUGCGAGUCGCUGCCGGCUGUGAAUGUCGCGGAGAUCCGCGAGCGCAUGAAGCCGAUUGAGAUGAAGGCCUUCUACGACGGCUUCUCGUUUGCGCAAUAUGGUCCCACGUAUCAACGGAUCAUCUCGAGCGGUCGCGGCUAUGACGAGCAAGGCCGAGAGGAAAUCCUCGUUGAGGUUCGCGGUGCUGGCAGUGAUCUCGAAAAUAUCUCUAACUACGUCUUGCAUCCCGCCAUUCUGGAUUCGGCGCUCCAUAUAUUGGUUCAUCCUGCUAUCACAGGGAACAGGGACAAGGGCCGAUACUACCUCCCCGCCAAGAUCGGCACGUUGACGAUCCAUGAUCUCCUGCUGCAGCAGCCUUUCCCUGAGAAGAUCUUCACGCAUGCUACGUUCGUGAAGUGGACGCCUGAAUCGCUGGUGUACGACUUCACGGUCGUCACGGAGACUGGUGAGCGUCUCUGCACGAUCACCGACCUCGAGGUUGCGUUGCACAGGAAGACGGCGAAGGUCAUUGACGCUCGUUACGAGCUCGUGCUUCAGCCUACGGAUACCCGAGUCCAGCGUGUCAACGUCGCUGGGGCUCAUCCACGUGGGCGAACGAGUCCCGACAGCGACGUAUCGUCGGAUUCAGGCUACGCAACGGUCGAUGGAGAGAAAGUCUCUACCAUUCCCAACGUGCGUAUCGUUGAGUACGUCAGGGGCCGGGAGCUCGAGCUGCAGCGCUUCUUCGCUGAGGUGGAUCCUCUCUCCCCUCUCUCCCUUUGGUUCGUUGCCACCAAGGGCCUGGAUGGAGACGCUUCUCUCGGGUUCAGUCGUUCAAUCCGGAGGGAAUACCGCUCCUGGCAUGUUCAUGAUGUCGUCUUCGAUGCGUCGUGGUCUCCGGAAGAGAGGAAGACUGCUAUCCACCAGCUCGCAGCCGACCCAAAUUGUGAAGACGAGCUCGAUGUGGACGCAGAUGGCGUCGUGUCUGCCCCACGAAUCGUCGAAUCUGCGCCGCCCGCAGACAAGACCACAUUCCGGGCUGAGGAACCCUGGGCGUACGCGAGCGGUGACCUCAAGCAGAUCUCCGCCCCUCACGUCCCCGAGGACCAUGUUCUCGUCAACGUUACUGGUGUCGCACAGAAGUAUGGUGAUGCGUGGGCUUUCGUCGGAAAGGUAGAGAGCAAGGAGUCUCCCGUCGUUGGACUGACCUUUGGUGAGCUUUCGAACGUCGUCGUCGCGCACGUCGGCAGCCUCGUGGACUUUACCCCUCUGGACGACAUGGUUCCCCAGCUCUUCGCCAAUGCAGUGGCCGGCGCAGCCAUCGGUUUCGCGGCUUUCUCCGAACCGUCCCGUCUCGGCAAGUCGAAGAUCGUCGUCACGCAUGCCGAUGGUGCGUUGGGUAGCGAAGUCGAGGCCGUGUACAGUCGCCUGGGUUUGCACGUCUUGACGUUGCCAGCUACUGCUACCCUCUCAGACAUACGGGCCGUUCUGUCUCAGAACCCGAAGUACGUUGUUUCUGGUUCAGACGGGACGCACAAGAAUCUCCUCCUCGACGACCUCCUUCGCCAUCCCCGACUCAAGGCCUUUGCUUGGGAUGACUCGUACCACGGGCUCAAGACCCUCCUGGCUGAUGACCCAUGGUCAGUCAGCGACGUCUUGCGCUCGGCGUUGGACAAGCAGCCCGACUUCUCGGAGCUUGUUCGCCCGCCACUUGAGCUAGUCGAGGCACUUCCGGAGGAAGUCCCGAUUGCCACUGACCUCUUCAACGACAAGAAGGCGUACCUACUCAUCGGUGGAAUCGGUAGCCUUGGGCUGCAGAUUGCGCUCUGGAUGUACGAGCAAGGAGCACGGUGCAUUGUUCUGACGUCACGUUCUGGGCGUGAGUCUCUCACUCGGAAGGCCGAGUUUAUAUCCUUGCGGCUCCUGUCGUACCUCGAGUCGCUCCCGGACCUCAAUUUGCUAGUUGAAGCCGUCGAUGCGACAUCUCCGGUCGCCAUGCGUGGUCUUCUCUCUAGCCUCGAUCUGCCCCUGGGUGGUUGCAUGAUCCUGAGUGCUGCUAUGGUUGACAGGACCUUUGCGAUGCAGACGCACGAGUCGUUCGAGGCGUCCGUCGAAGCCAAGAUCGGAGUUUUCCACGUGCUGGAAGACGUUCUCAACGGAAAGGAAGGCAUGGAGAAGCUGGAGUUCGUUGUUGCAACAUCGAGCGUAUGUGGCUUGUUUGGGAACGCUGGUCAAACGAACUAUGCAUGCGCGAAUACGGGGUUGACCGGCUUGACGAGCAAAUACUCCAAUGCGUGCACUGUUGUUGCGCCAUUCAUCGUUGACACCGGUCUGCACGUCUCCAUUUCCACGAGCGACAUCGUGUAUUGGACUCGCUUCAAGCAUCUCCACAGUUGGGGCAUGACUGGAUGGGAACUGUGCGAAUACAUCGGCGAUUCUAUCCAGAAGGUACGCUCUGGAGUCGCGAACCGGGCCUGGCAAUACAUCCCUGCGUUCGAUUGGUCUGCCGUGCAGAAGAAUCUUGGGCACUCCCCUCUCUACGACCACCUCGUCCCCGUGUCUGAGGCUGAGGGCACCCAGGAUAGCGGUACAGAUGCAUCAAUCGCCUCCAUUAUCUGUCGUGUCCUCGAUAUCGCGCCGGGUGACUUGAACGCAGACGUACCAUUGACGUCGUACGGACUCGACUCUCUGAGCGCCGCGGCUCUGUCACACGCGCUCCGAGAGGCUGUCGCGGUGUCUCAGAUUCAGCUGCUUGCCGACCUGAGUCUGGCGGACCUAGAGAAGCGGCGAGAAGACGCCCUGGCUAAUGGUCCUGGCGAGGAGGCUAUAAGCGGGCAGGAGCAAAUGGGUCCCAAGGAGAAGGAGAUGGUGUCGAUGUUGGAGCGCUACGGCAAGGACCUACCUGCACGAGAAGCAAGUCCUGAGGAGACGGAUGCGAAGAAGGUGGUUCUUGUCACCGGAUCGACUGGCAGCGUUGGAGCGCAUCUACUCGUGCGACUUCUGCAUGGCUCUCAAUGCGCCAAGGUCUAUACUCUCGUGCGGAAGGGAGCCUACGGUCAAACGGCGAAGGCUAGGCAGAAGACUGCGCUCGAUUCCAGAGGUCUUGACGUCGGUGUCAUCGAGUCGGACACGUUGACUGUUCUGGAAGGCGAUCUUCUCGCUUACCAGCUGGGGCUGGGAGCAGAGGUAUAUUCGGAGCUUGCACAGACCGUCACGCAUGUGAUUCACCUAGCCUGGCCGAUUGACUUUGGUACUCCUCUCUCGAACUUCGAGUCGGCCAUUGCUGGGCUGCGAAGGCUUCUCGACUUCUCUACCGCCUCGCGCGUACAAUCUCGUAUGCGGCUGCUCUUCGCCAGUACGGCGGGUAUCUUCCGAAGGCACAUGUCGAAGGACCCGAUAGCUGAGGAGCUCCUCGACAACCCGUCGGUCGCUGUUGGUUCCGGUUACAGCGAGUCGAAGUGGGUCGCGGAACAGCUCCUGAAGAGGGCAGCUGAGCGCAACAUCUGCAACCCGUCGAUUGUACGCCUUGGUCAGCUCAGUGGCGGUGCAAACGGGGCGUGGCGCACUACCGAGUGGAUCCCGUCGCUGAUCUCUACGAGUCUCGCGCUUGGCUGCCUCCCCGACGGCUCGGGCGAUGCGACCUGGAUACCCGUCGACACCUCCGCAGCUGCGAUGCUCGACUUCCUAGAUACCCCCGCCCGUGUCCUUCACGUCCAGCACCCUCGUCCCGUCUCGUGGUCUUCCACUAUGCAACUCUUCUCCGCCGCUCUCAACCUCCCCAUCGCACCAUACACUGAGUGGUACUCCCGUCUAGAGUCGGGCCUCUCAUUCACGUCCGAUCCGUCUUCCACUCAAUAUCUCGAACGCGGCCUGCGGUUGCUCGAGUUCUUCCGCUUGCCCCUUCUUACGGAGCCCGGUAACUCUCGGCCGGACGUCAUGAAUACGCUUGUCCACGGUAUGGAUCUCAAGAACGCGCUCGAUGCAUCUGCUACACUGCAGGACCCCGAGCUGCCUGUCAUCGUCCGCGAGGAUGUUGAUCGCUGGAUUGGGUACUGGCGCAGCAUCGGAUAUCUGCCCGGAAACUGAGUGGGUCACUUUGUCAACGUCGAACGCAGGUAUAUUAUUAUUUGUCGGCUGUUGCGUCACUAGAUUGUAUGUACGACAUGACGUCA